This is a messenger RNA of Mus musculus (house mouse), 1881 nucleotides long. Its product is annotated as zinc finger protein 431-like. Lineage: Eukaryota; Metazoa; Chordata; Mammalia; Rodentia; Muridae. The transcript is spliced from 4 exons. Bases 198 to 1517 code for a protein of 439 amino acids. The record is from RefSeq and is a predicted model, not a curated record.
GCUUGUUCCAUUUAGUUGCUGAACCUGCUUGAGUGGUUUGCCCUGCUAUCCUGUGAUGCCAGCUGCUGUGUGUUGUGAGGCGCAAUCAGGAAAGCUCUGAAGUGGCAACAUGGUGAGCACAGGGUCACUGCCAAGUACUGGGAGGAGCAAGAGGAUGAGCGUCGGGAGCUCUUGUGUUGGAUCUUUUCCGGGUGUACAUGGGAAGCAGCUGCCAUGUGCCGCCACCUUCCUUGUGUAAGGUCCCUUGUGGUCCCAACCACACCCUGUACCCAGAGAAUGCAGUGACCUAUGAUGAUGUGUGUGUGAACUUCACUCUGGAAGAAUGGACUUUACUGGAUCCUUCACAGAAGAGUCUCUACAGAGAUGUGAUGCAGGAAACCUACAGGAAUCUCACUGCUAUAGGCUACAAUUGGGAAGAUGACAAUAUUGAAGACUAUUUUCAAAGUUCUAGAAGACAUGGAAGGCAUGAAAGAAAUCAUAGUGGAGAGAAACCUUAUGCUUGUAACCAAUGUGAUAAAGCCUUUUCAUGUCAUCAUAGUCUCCAAAUACAUAAAAGAAGACAUACUGGAGAGAAACUCUAUGAAUGUAACCGUUGUAAUAAAGGCUUUCCAUAUCCCAGUGCUCUACAAAUACAUAAAAGGAUACACAGUGGAGAGAAACCCUAUGAAUGUAAACAAUGUGGUAAAGCCUUUGCAUGUCACAGUUCUCUUCAAAGGCAUGAAAGAAUACAUACUGGUGAGAAACCUUAUGAAUGUAGCCAAUGUGGUAAAGCCUUUACACAUCAAAAGAGUCUCCAAAUACAUAAAAGAACUCACAGUGGAGAAAAACCAUAUGGGUGUAGUCAGUGUGGAAAAGACUUUGUAAGUCAGAGUCGUCUUCUAGAACAUAAAAGGACACAUACUGGAGAGAAACCCUAUGAAUGUAACCAAUGUGGUAAAGCCUUUGCAUAUUCCAACAGUCUCCAAAUACAUCAAAGAACACACACUGGAGAGAAACCCUAUGAAUGUAACCAGUGUGGUAAAGCCUUUGCAUAUCACAAUAGUCUCCAAAUACAUAAAAGUACACACACUGGAGAGAAACCCUAUAAAUGUAACCAGUGUGGUAAAGCCUUUGCAUAUCACAUUACUCUCCGAACACAUAAAGGAACACACACUGAAGAGAAACCCUAUGAAUGUAACCAAUGUGGUAAAGCCUUUGCAUAUUCCAACAGUCUCCAAAUACAUCAAAGAACACACACUGGAGAGAAACCCUAUGAAUGUAACCAGUGUGGUAAAGCCUUUGCAUAUCACAAUAGUCUCCAAAUACAUAAAAGUACACACACUGGAGAGAAACCCUAUGAAUGUAACCAGUGUGGUAAAGCCUUUGUAUGUAGCAGUCAUUUUCAAAGGCAUAAAAAAAUUCAUACUGGAGAGAAACCCUAUGAUUGUAACCAGUGUGGUAAAGCCUUUGCAUAUAAAAGUAAUCUCCAAAUUCAUGAAAGAAAACACACUGGAGGGAAACCCUCUGAAUGUAAUUAAUGUAGUAAAGCUUUUGCAUUUCAUAAUAGUUUCCAAAUACAUAAAAGAACACAUAGUGAGAGAAACCCUAUGAAUAUAACCAAUGUGGUAAAACAUUUCCAUAUCUCAGUGGUCUCCGCAUUUAUAACAGAACACAUAGUGGAGAGAAACCCUAUGGAUGUAAUCAAUGUAGUAAAGACUUUGUAAGUCAGAGUCUUCUCCUAGAACAUUAAAAAAAAAACACACAUAGUGGAGAGAAACCCUACGAAUGCAACCAAUGUGAUAAAGCCUUUGUAUAUCAUAGUGAUCUUCAAAUACAUAAAAGAACACACACUGGAGAAAAACUGUAUGAAUGUAAUCAGUGCAAUAAAGCCUUUGUACAUCA